UCAAAGUGUCCUCCCUGUUGGAGCUGGCUCUGGGCGGUGCUGGCUUUACAGCCCUCCAAUGUCAACUGUUCCUGAGGUGCUGGUGGAGACUGAAUGCUGUGGUUCAGGAGCUCAAAAUAAUUUUUUACCUCCUUCUGAGAGAAGAAAAAGAAAGAGCUGUGGCCCCAAAACAGAGAGAGACCUUUCUCAGGUCAGUGUUAAAUUCUUACCUCUCCCAGCAGCUGCUUCUCAAGCCCUGAGGAUUUCACUGAGCCAAUUUAAUGCUGGUGGUCAGACAGUUUAAACCCAUUAGCUCCCAGCUAUCUGAAUAAUUUUCUCCUGGGAUCCCAGCACACAGGCAGACUGCUCUAACCAGAACUGCAGAGCACUGCCACGGGACCUGGACCUUUGCUGACUGCUGUGGCCUGUGUGGUGAGCACUCAGGGGCUGAAGAAAAUGCCACUGGCGAGAUCCCUGUCCAUGACAUCUCUGAAUGGGCUUCUUCAGUGUGAGGAUGAAGACCUGCCCGUGGAGGAUUUGUUGCUCCUUGAAAUUUCUUGGGAAGUUACCAACAAAGGUAUGUCAGAGGAGCUCAGCCUGAAGUUGGUUUGCAUUUCUGAGGUGGUGUAAAGCUGCUGCUGCCCACAGGAGCGAGUCCCAGUCUUUGUGUGACUUUUGGUGCAUCACCAGGUGCUUGGUGGGAGGCAUUUACACUGUGAUCCAGACAAAAGCCAAAACUACAGCAGAUGAAUGGGGUGAAAACUAUUUCCUGAUUGGCCCCUAUUUUGAGCAGAAUGUGAAGACUCAGGUGGAAUUCUCUGAACCUCCAAACCCUGCAGUUAAGAAGGCAAUGGACACCAUGAAAAGCCAAGGGUGCCAGGUCUUUUUUGGAAGAUGGCUGAUAGAGGGCAGCCCUUAUGUCUUACUGUUUGAUAUAGGAUCAGCAGCUUGGAACCUGGACAAGUGGAAGGGUGAAUUUUGGGAAGUCAGCAACAUAGGGAUCCCUUUUCAUGACCGAGAAGCCAACGAUGCUGUGAUUUUUGGAUCAUUAACAGCCUGGUUUUUGAAAGAGCUUUCCUGUCAGUUUGAUGACAAGCCCAAUAUAAUUGCCCACUUCCACGAGUGGCAGGCAGGAGUGGGUUUAAUCCUGUCUCGAUCACAGAAACUUCCCGUCGCCACAAUUUUUACUACCCAUGCAACUUUGCUUGGGAGAUACUUGUGUGCAGCCAGUAUUGACUUUUACAACAAUCUGGACCAGUUUGACAUUGACAAGGAGGCUGGAGAGAGGCAGAUUUACCAUCGGUACUGUAUGGAACGGGCAUCUGUACAUUGUGCCCAUGUGUUCACCACAGUCUCCCAGAUCACAGCUACAGAAGCAGAACAUAUGCUUAAAAAAAGCCCUGAUGUUGUCACCCCAAAUGGCUUGAACAUUAAGAAAUUUUCAGCAAUGCAUGAGUUUCAGAAUUUGCAUUCCAUGUACAAGGCUAGGAUCCAAGAGUUCAUUCGAGGUCAUUUCUAUGGCCACCUUGACUUCGAUCUUGACAAGACCUUGUUUUUCUUCAUUGCUGGGAGAUAUGAGUUUUCCAACAAAGGAGCUGAUAUGUUUCUAGAAGCCUUAUCAAGAUUAAACUUUUUGCUGAGGGUUCACAAGACUGAUGUUACAGUUAUUGUCUUCUUCAUCAUGCCAGCAAAAACCAACAAUUUCAACGUGGAAACCUUGAAAGGACAAGCAGUCCGGAAGCAGCUCUGGGACACUGCACAGUCUGUGAAAGAAAAGUUUGGAAGGAAACUCUACAAUGCCUUGCUGAAAGGAGAAAUCCCAGACCUGAACAAGAUUCUUGACCGAGAUGACAUAAGCAUUAUGAAAAGAGCCAUCUUUUCAACUCAGAGACACUCUCUGCCUCCAGUGACCACCCACAACAUGAUUGAUGACAGCAACGACCCAAUCCUCAACACCAUCCGGCGCAUUGGGCUGUUCAACAACCGCACAGACCGCGUGAAGGUGAUCCUACAUCCAGAGUUUCUUUCUUCAACAAGCCCCUUGCUGCCCUUGGACUAUGAGGAGUUUGUUAGAGGCUGCCACCUUGGUGUAUUCCCAUCAUACUAUGAACCCUGGGGCUACACUCCAGCUGAGUGUACUGUGAUGGGCAUUCCCAGUGUAACCACAAACCUCUCUGGAUUUGGCUGUUUCAUGCAGGAACAUGUUGCUGACCCAGAAGCUUAUGGGAUCUACAUCGUGGACAGGAGGUUCCGCUCGCCGGACGAGUCGUGCAACCAGCUGACCCAGUUCCUGUACGGCUUCUGCCAGCAGAACCGGCGCCAGAGGAUCAUCCAGAGGAACCGCACCGAGCGCCUCUCCGACCUCCUGGACUGGAAGUACCUGGGCAGGUAUUACAUGCAUGCCAGACACUUGGCCCUCAGCAGAACAUUCCCAGAUAAAUUUGAGAUGGAACCAAGUGCUCCACCAAAGACGGAGGGUUUCAGGUUCCCCAGGCCUUCAUCGGUGCCACCCUCGCCCUCUGCCUCCCAGCAUUCCAGUCCUCACCACAGCGAAGCUGAGGAUGAAGAUGAUGAUGAGAGAUACGACGAGGAUGAGGAAGCUGAAAGGGAUAGGCAGAAUAUCAAGUCCCCCUUUUCCCUUGGAGCCUUGCCACAAGGAAAGAAGAAGCAGCAUGGAGAAUACAGGAACUGAACUCGUUGCUCUCACCCUGGUAUUGCUCCCCAUCCACUCAACAGUUUCUCCUGUAGGCUUGGCAAGCUUUGUGUUAAGGACGGUGUGAUGUAAUUAGGGGAACCUUAAAUGUUACUUGACCUACACUUUUGGAAAGUCUAAUAUUAUUCACCUUGAAAGUAGUUUAAAUGACAAGUUUUCUGUGCGCCUUUGAGGUAGAAGAGAUUUUUCAGGCUUAAUAAAACUAGAGAAUGAGACAAUCCCCUCAGGAGCUUAUAUAAACUGCAGAUCAUACCUUUGUCUGUGGAAUCAUCUGUAUUAAUCAUAGUCUAGACAAAUAGCUACAUUUUGGGUAUCCCAAAGGAAUUUCUGCUUCAUUUAUGUUUCCCCAUUUCCCCUUCUAAACGAACAUGAACUUCCAACCCGAGCUGAAAAAAUUAGAAAAAAAAAAGUGUUACAAUGGAGAAAUAUUGGAAGAGUUUAAGAAGAUACACUGAAAAGAAAAUGGUCUUUCUUUUUCCUGAUGCUGUUUAUUGUAAGCUUACAUAACACUUUUUUGCAACACACAGAAGUGUCUUAAUCCCGUGGUAAAACAUACUUCCUGUGGAACAAUAGAAAGUCUUAUGCAGUGGGCAUUUGAAUUUUAGAGACAAAUGAAGUCAUCUUUCUGACAUCAUUUAGACCCACAAUAAACAGCAGACCAUUUAUUUUCUGA
This is a messenger RNA of Haemorhous mexicanus (house finch), 3365 nucleotides long. It is a transcript of the gene GYS2, whose product is annotated as glycogen synthase 2. Bases 830 to 2671 code for a protein of 613 amino acids. Gene Ontology annotation, biological process: glycogen biosynthetic process. Gene Ontology annotation, molecular function: alpha-1,4-glucan glucosyltransferase (UDP-glucose donor) activity. Lineage: Eukaryota; Metazoa; Chordata; Aves; Passeriformes; Fringillidae. The record is from RefSeq and is a predicted model, not a curated record. Gene Ontology annotation, cellular component: cytoplasm. The transcript is spliced from 17 exons.